Messenger RNA from Syngnathus typhle (broad-nosed pipefish), 8067 nucleotides. Its product is annotated as rho guanine nucleotide exchange factor 12-like. Gene Ontology annotation, molecular function: G protein-coupled receptor binding; guanyl-nucleotide exchange factor activity. Gene Ontology annotation, cellular component: cytoplasm. The record is from RefSeq and is a predicted model, not a curated record. Gene Ontology annotation, biological process: G protein-coupled receptor signaling pathway. Lineage: Eukaryota; Metazoa; Chordata; Actinopteri; Syngnathiformes; Syngnathidae. The transcript is spliced from 39 exons. Bases 1166 to 5443 code for a protein of 1425 amino acids.
GUGGAAGUUAGGAAUUGCGGCGGCUAGCAUGCUAGGGCGUUGCUAGCAGCACACUGGCAUUUUUUCCCCUGCGUCCCUUCAACUUUUUAGUAUAAUACAAAUGACGCCGAGCAUUGUGAGAAAAGGUCGUGAUCGUCCCUGAAAGUUUUAACACCUUUUCGGUUUGUUGGAUUUUUUUUUUACGACAAGUCGCUGGCAGGAGACUGCUUGUUACUUUCUGUCCCGUUAGCUUGGCCACUUUAGCCUAGCCUGCUUUUCCAUCCACGGGAAUUGUGCUGAGAGACGACUGAGUGACUCCGUUCUGGAAACAUGGAGUCAAGGAGCGUCGAGCGGUGCUAAUACAUACACAGACCACUCGGAUUCUCUUAUUGCCUUGCGGAGAUACUUUUUCGAAAGCCGGGGGACGCAAAACAAAAGACUACUGGACACUCGUGCAAUAUUUUUCUCCACUCUCUGAGAUUCGGACUUGGUUUAUUUGCAGUGGAAACAAGAGCACACGACGCAAAGUUUUUUUUUUUCAUCCCAAUAGAGCGCAUCUGUUUUGUUAGCUGAGAGCUACCAAGACUAAACUCUGCUUUCCUUUGAGGAUUUUCACACAAGAUCAUUGACAAACCAUUUUUUUUCCUCCGUUUUGCCCGUUUGAUUUCAACAUUACGGUAUUAAACGACUCUUCUUGGUAACGACGAAAUCGGGCAAGAGAUAGCAAACCGCAUAGUGCCGACUGGAGGAAUCUGCCGGGGACGUUCAGUCCCUUAUUCAAGCCGAGCAGGGAGCAGGGGAGGUGGCAGACGGACUGCAUCGCCACGGUGUCCGUAAAAUUGGAUUACCCCAAAAACUGGGAUGUGAAUGCGAGUUUUACCCGCAUGCGAUUUGGGCCAGCGGUGUUAUUUAUGACCCAGAGGAAGGAUAUAAUCUCUUUUACUGAUUCAUUUUUAGGGUCUGCACCAUUUUAAUCCGUCUUGCUUGGACUACCCCCCAUACAUUGAGGAUAUUUGCCAUCUGCAUCUCUUGUUUGCAUCUUUUUUUUUUUAUAUUUAUUUUUUUUGAAACACCAAGGCUAUCCUUUCACGAAUGCCAGAGAAGGACGCUCAAGCAAGUCGCCACAUCACACUCUGGAAAAUGUUAAUCGGAUAUAAUUUGCUGCAAAUCUAGAACCGGAAGCCCAAUGAGUGACACACAGUCCAGCUUCACUGACAGGUUUCCCAAGAAAGCAAACAGAACCAGCAGCAUUCUCAGCAAAGACCACCCGCCGGACAAGAGACCGAAAAGUGACAAAACCUCGCUUUCCUCCAAUGAGUUUGACCCGACAGAAGCUCUGGUGGUGCAGAAGAGUGGCAGCAGCAGUGUGCUAGCAGAGGGGAAGCCUGAGUCCUGUGGUCUGGUCCAGCGAUGCGUCAUCAUCCAGAAAGACGAAAAUGGCUUUGGGCUCACAGUCAGUGGUGACAAUCCGGUGUUUGUGCAGCUCGUCAAAGAAGAUGGUGCUGCAAUGCGGGCAGGCGUUCAGACAGGAGACAGGAUCAUCAAGGUCAACGGAACCCUCGUAACACAUUCAAACCACAUUGAAGUGGUGAAGCUUAUCAAAUCGGGCUCCUAUGUGGCCCUCACAGUCCUGGGUCGCCCUCCGGGGCUCCCCCAGAUCCCCCUGUCUGAAGCCGAGUCUGAAAUGCUUGGCGUGACUAUUUCCUCCCCAAACUCGCCUGCGACAGAACGCCCGUACAGUUCUCACGACCGGCUCUCCUCCACACCUCAAUGGGCGAUGAAGGAAGAGUACGGCCGAAACCCCUCCCCAAAACUACUGAAAGACAACCAGGAAGCUAAGAAACACAUUCCACAGCUGCAGGGUCAGCUCUUCAAGGCCACCGGCGCAACACAGGAGGCUGCUCCGGGUGGAGAUGCAGAUGAUGGUAGCAUGUUUGAAACUGAGCACACUCAUGCGGCGGGAGAGCAAAGUGCUGACUUGUCCUGGAGCAGCACACCUAUUUCUGGGUUUGGACUCGUCUCUCCAGAGAGUUUUUGCCCGAGUCCAAAGAGCACACCCAGGAACAGCUUCAACUCCUGCCACUCCCCAGAAACAGAGGAUGCCACUGAUCUGGACUCUCUGUCUCCCACCACCGUCAGCAGUCCCUCCUCUCGUAUCGUCUCGCAUAUCAUUGGAGCUGAGGACGAUUAUUUUGAUUCUGACCAAGAGCAGGUAUAUUGCAAUAUUGCCAUUCAUCACAUUUGUUUCUCUUUUUACGUCCUUGUCCAUGGUUUUCUUUUGCAGACAAAUGGCCAGUGUAACCGCUUUACCAGCAUUGAGCAGCUCAAGUCUCGGCCCGCCCACCUCGCAGCCUUCAUGCAUCACGUCAUAUCUCAAUUCGAUCCGGCCCCGGUGCUGUGCUACCUCUAUGCUGACUUGUACAAGCAGACCAACUCCAAAGAGACCAGACGGAUGUUCAUGGACCUCCAUACCUUCUUUAUUGAUCGGGGAGCACAUUUGAAAGUGGCAGUUCCAGAAUCCAUUUCUGCUGAUCUUGAUCGACGGCGGACAGAGUUGAUCCCAGAGGAAAUAAACAGACAACACGUUCAAACACUACAAGAUUCUUUGCUCCCUGACAUUCAGAAGAACCUUGAGGAUUUCAGACAAAAGCGCAGCAUGGGCCUAACCGUCGCUGAAGUGGAGCUGGGCAGGCUGGACCAAGAGCGUGGACGAGAUCGUGUCACCCUCGAGCGCGAACGCUCUUAUGCUGAAAACAUCAUAACCAAGAUUGAGGACAUCCUGGUUACUGCUCAGACGACAGAAGAGGAGAAGUGCACUACAAUGCAGUAUGUCAUUUAUACAUACAUGAAGCACCUUGGUGUGAGGGUCAAGGAACCUCGCAGUCUGGAGUCAAAACGGGUCCGGAUCAAUUUUCUUCCUAAAAUUAAGAAAAGCAUUAAGACAGAAAAGGAUGGUGAAGAGAAGGUGAAGAAGCCGAGGUUUCCCAGUAUCCUCGGACCCCAGCGUCGGCCCAGCCGCAUUGAAGCAGCGUCGGUGGGCAAAGCCCUUGACGGUCGACCCAAGCCUCAGAAGCAAUUGUCUCAGCCUAUUCUUCAGCCCAGCGAGCAAACGGAUGCGGGGCGUUUAAGGGGGAGCCAAUCCAGCGAGGGCCCCGAGCUCACACACCCCGCAUCCGUCACCACCUCAUCUCCAAACAGCACCACUUUCAGCUCCGAUGCUAGCCGAGACACAGACUCAAGUGGCACUCCAACUUCAGGCCCCAGCAGGCUGAGCGACGGUCUUCAGUCUGACCCCCUCGACGGGUUGCCAUAUCCUGCAUCGCACUUUGACCUUUACAGCCUGGACCAACUCCAAGAGGAGGACAGAGAAACUGACAGAACCCACGAGGGAACACCAAAGGCCAUCAGAAGGCUCGAGGGAGUGGGUGCUACCGAUGCCCAGAGCGAGGACGACCAGGGAACAGACUCGGAACAUGACCCGCUUAACUGGCAGCAGCUUGUCGGACGUGAGGUUCUGGCGGGUCUCAGGCCUCUUGAAAUCAAGAGACAGGAAGUUAUCAAUGAGCUAUUUUACACGGAGCGUGCACACGUGCGAAUGCUGAGAGUUUUGGAUCACAUCUUCUACCAGAAGCUUUCAAAAGAUGCUAUCCUACCUCCUGCCGACAUCAAAAACAUCUUCACCAACUUGGAGGAGAUUCUACAACUGCAUGUUUCCAUUUUGGAGCAGAUGGCAGCAGUGCGAAAGCGCAACGAGUCAUCGGUCAUUGAUCAGAUAGGAGAUGACUUGCUCUCCUGGUUCAGUGGUGGAGAGGAGGAGAAGAUCAAACAGGCCGUGGGGACAUUCUGCAGCAAUCAGCCUUUUGCUCUGGAGAUCAUCAAGACCAAGCAGAAGAAAGACUCGCGCUUCAUUUCGUUCAUCCAGGAGGCGCAAAGUAACCGAUUGUGCCGGCGACUGCAGCUGAAGGACAUUAUUCCGGUCGAGAUGCUGAGGUUCACCAAGUACCCCUUGCUGCUGGACAAUAUCUCCAAGUACACUGACGAUGCAGUGGAGAAGGACAAAGUUAAGCAGGCAGCCGACUGCUGUCGAAAGAUCCUCAAUCAUGUCAACCAGGCUGUAAAGGAAGCAGAAGAUAAGCAGAGGCUAGAAGACUAUCAGAGAAGACUGGACCUGUCGUCUCUUAAGCAGACGGACAACCCUAUGAUCCUGGAGUUAAAGAACCUUGACCUCACCAAGAAAACCAUGGUGCACGAAGGGCCGCUGUCAUGGAAAGUGAACAAGGACAAGACGAUUGAACUGUACACUCUCCUGUUGGAGGACAUCCUGGUCCUUCUCCAGAAACAAGACGAGCGUCUCAUCCUCAAGUGUCACAGCAAGAACCUGGCGGGCACCGCCGACACCAAGCACAUCUUUAGCCCCAUUAUUAAGCUCAGCACUGUGCUGGUGCGCUCUGUGGCUACAGACAACAAGUCCUUCUUCGUGCUCUCCAUGUCUGAGAACGGUGCACAGAUCUAUGAACUGAUGGCCUCCACAGUUUCGGAUCAGAGAACUUGGCAGAAUUUGAUCACGCAAAGAGCCGAAGCCAUGAAGGUCAAACCCCACAGUGUCAUACCUUUACCUCAGACAGAUGGAGAGCGAGAUGGUGUGGAGAUCAUCACAGCUGGCGUCUCCAGACUGAGUAAAGACCCAGACCGCACAUCCACUGGCAGCACUCAGUCCACAGAUAAAGAAAGUAGUCCGGCUGUGAGGCGUGUGACUCCGAGCCCUCUUCCCGCUAACAAUCCUUUUGAGGCGGGGAAAACGGAGGAAGAGGAGGAUGAGGAGGAAGGUUUUGUGGACCCGGAGCUUCCGUACCGAGGGACUGAAGACGGCAGCGCAGACUCCUUUAAUGUGUUUCCCUCGAGAGCAGAUGAAGCACUUAAAACAUUGUCAGCGCUGAAGCAGGUGUUGGUGACGCAGCUCAUGUCGCAGGAAGCUGCAGAGCGGACCAAGCGCUCCACAGGAGCGCGUCUCCUCAGGACCACCUCGCUGAGGACGCCUGUAGAGAAACGCGUGAUGGUCCACAACGGCUCGGAGAGGAACAACUCCCAGACCGAAGACCCCACGCAAGACUUGGGUUCCGGUGACACGGGCUUCUUUGACUCACCCGAAGAUUAUGCAGGAUUUUUAGUCCUGGAAGGAUAUGGCGGACAAGGGGAGAGCAGCACCGACGAGGAGAUGUCACCCGCCGGGAAGCAGCUGAGCGCAUCGCAAGGCUGCGCCGCCGACUCGGGCAUCAAUCUGAGGUUCUCGUCGGCGUCGCACGCCGGCAGCCUCUCAUCUUUUAGCAGACAAGUCCUGUCUCACCUGCGCAACCUUCAGGCUAACCUCAACCAUCUGAAGGAGGUUGAAGCCAAGUACAAUAAUCUUCGUCAGAGGCAGGGGAAGUCAACCACACACUCGGAUGGAAACAAAGAUAAGAGAUAGUGGACAUCUCAGCUGCACCUUCUGCCUCAGGGAGGGGGGGGGGGGCUAAGAGUGCUACCACCUUUGUGUGUGCGUGUGUCCUGGACAUGGUGGACCUUCUAUAAGCUUGUCCUCUUACUACUAAAGCCCCCCUGUCCGUUUUGUUGCUACACAAAGCAAGAGACUUAAAAGAGGCGGAGUCGCCUCCUCAUCAGCACAAGGCAAUCACCCAUAUUUCCAUUUUACACCCCUCCCCCCCUUGCAAGAAAGAGAACUUAUACCAAAAUGUACAAAGAAAUGUGGGUUUAUAUACAGAAUAUAUUUAUAUAUAUACAUAAAGAUCUAUGUAUAUAUAUAUUUAGAUACAGUAUAUGAAACACCAAGCAAGAAAAGGAAAAAAUUUAAGAUAAUGUAUUAAGAUUUUUUUUUUAUCCCAAGAUGUAUUUAUUUUCCUUUUGUUUGGUUCCUUUUUUUUUUUUUUAAGUGUUUACUGCAUUGCGUGCAUGCUGUUGCUACUUUGGCUGCUUUCUUUCUUUCUUCUGUCACACAGGCUUGAUGUGAGUGUUAGCAAGGCUCACCCCGCUUCCAGUGAAGUCCCACUGAGAGAGGCCCGUGUAUAGAAAGAACCUUUCUGUGUUGUCUUUGAAACCGAGGACUUCACACGAACUAGAAUGAAGAGUCGCCGGGGCUCUGAUCUAGUCCUGUUGUCUUCUUCCUCCUCUUCUUCCCUUUAUGGAUGUGCUCCUCUUCGCCCACCCCCUUCCUUCCUUCCUUCCUUCCUUCCUUCCUUCCUUCCUUCCUUCCUUCCUUCCUUCCUUCCUUCCUUCCUUCCUUCCUUCCUUCCUUCCUUCCUUCCUUCCUUCCUUCCUUCCUUCCUUCCUUCCUUCCUUCCUUCCUUCCUUCCUUCCUUCCUUCCUUCCUUCCUUCCUUCCUUCCUUCCUUUCCUCUAUACGUUCUUCCCGGUCGUCCUGCCUGCAGGUUUCUUGUCUCUUCCUCGAGAAGGGCCCCACCACUCUUCCUAACCUGCCUGCUAUCUGUCUCCUCUAAUCCUGUCUUGAAGUUCAACAUGUACUGUACCACGCUCAUGUUGGAAGGUUAUGCAUAACUUUAAUAAAUAAAUGGUGCCCUGACCCAUUCGAAAGAAAACGGCGUAGUGUUUACAUUGUAUAUUUGUAUCUCGUAGAACAUCUGCGGGGAGUCAGUUCUGUUUUUAUAUACAAGUACAUGCAUUAUUAUUAUUAUCAUCAUUAUUAUUAUUAUUGAACCACAAAUAUACCAUUGUGAAAUGUUCUAUUAUAAAUUAUAUUAUAAUUAUUAUAUAUCAUAUAUUUAAUUUGAAUAAUCACUUCCCUAUACCCAAAUGAUUAUGCUAGAAAAUGCAUGGUUGGAGAAGUUGCCAACAGGUGGCACACUUUCUCUAUUCAAAUAAGAGCACUCUAAAAAUCUGCACCAUUUAAAAUUUUAACUCUGUUGAUUUCUCCAGGUAUAAGAUUGUAUAUCUAUCCAGACUUUUUUUUUAAAAUGUCAAGUAUUUGAAAUGUAUUAAAUUAAUGAAUGCAUCCUUGAUCUUACAUUGCUCAUAAAUGAAUGAUUAAAUAGUUUUGGAGCACGCCUGAAAGAAAAAAUUCAGAAUAACAGUUUAAAAAAAAUCCCCAAAACAUCCAAAUCAGAAAUGCACAGCAAACAUUUAUUCAAUCAUUCCACCAGAACAUUAUUCCCAUAAAAGGUCCCCAGAUGGAAAAAGGGCUCUCCACCCCUGCUUCGGAUGCUAAUUGGAUACAUUUGCACAAAUUGCCAGUGUUCACCUUAUGGUGUUGUAGGAUGUUGUUGCCAUGGUGAUUAAUUCCAAGAUAAGGAUGCUUCACUAAAUGACUUACCUGUGACAGUCAAGCAAUCCUUUUCCCCUCAGCCUCGUGACAAUAAUGAUGACUGCGCAUAUGUGCACGAAUAACACCCUACAUGUUUCCAUUAACACAUGCAUGGCGCCUUCGAAUAGAUUGUGACAUAUUUCUCAUCAAUAUGUUAAUGCAUCCACAAGUGUCUUAUUGCCACCCUCAUAUUUAUUGACUUGCUUACCUUCAUGCUGCAUCCACAUAUAUAUAAUUGAAUCAUACUGCUGCUCCAUGCAAUAUUUUUGACAUUGUGUACCUUCCUCUAUUUUUAAUGUGUUUCCCUCGUCUAUCGUUAAUUUGCAUAGCCUCGACAUUUGAUAAGAAAAGAACUCGGCGCAUUUGUUCUAACCCUGUCUAAUUACUACACAGCACUUUGAUGGAGGAGUUAGUUAAAAAAGCUCGAGGCGGUCCAGCUGGCAAAGCGCUCUAGCCUCUCCUCGCCUAUUAACUCCGUAGCCUCUGUGGAGAUAUGUGACCUGGGAGCAGACCUGGGAUUAACGGAGCGCACCUCCUCAGCGGCAAUCGAUGUUCUUUCUGGCAGGACCACCGCUAACAAGGAAUACACUUGUGUCGCUGUCCCGACUGAGUUGCUACGAGUUGUAAACAAGAUGUCAAAAUGGAAUCAAAUCCAUUAGGUCAACAAAACAAAGGGCGAAGUAGUAAGGUCCAUUACAAAAAUGGUAAAAGGGCGUUUGGAAUAAAUGCGAGGUUGUGUGUCCCAUUGGGUUAUUAAAAAGGCACAUUGAGUCCGUA